AUGUCUGGCAAAGCAAAAAAGGCAAAAAUGGACGAUCCGAAAGACAAUGUCUUUAUGGUCGAAAAAGUUCUUGACAAAAGAUCCGGAAAGGCCGGAAGAGAAGAGUUUCUGAUCCAAUGGCAGGGAUUCCCAGCAUCUGAUUCCAGUUGGGAGCCGAGAGAAAAUCUUCAAUGUAUCGAUUUGUUGGAAGAAUUCGAAAAGGAGUUUGCCAAGCGCGAGAAGCCGUCACGUAGAAAGCUGAAAUCGCCAGAGCGUUCAACUUCAAAACAACAGCAGUCGACUUCAAAGCAACAGCCAGCUCCAGAAUCACUAGAAACUCCAAAUGAGGAAGAAGUGUUCACGAAGGAUAAUUUCUCGCUGCAUGGAAAGCAGUUGAAAUGCAUUGUCGGGAUUACAAAAACCCCCGGAGAUCUUCACUUUUUGUGCAAGUUCACUGAUGACACUGCUCGACUCAUUCCAGCAAAGGAAGUCAACAGUCGGUACCGACCGUUCGUCGACGAGUAUGGGAGUUUUCUGAGAAGGCAGAUGGAUAAAAGACAGAAACGGUUUGAGGAAGGGAAAAAGAGAACCGUUGAAAUCGAUGACGAAGACGAUGAGUGGCCAGAAAUGCCAGAAGGAAUUGAUAUUAACCCUGAACCAGUAGUCCAAAACAGAGAGGUAACCGGAUUGCCAGAUGGUUUCGGACGCCCUGAAAUGCCGAUUAGCUCAUUACUACUCGAUGAUGUUCACAUGGAACCAAGUGACACCUUGUCCACAAGUUUCCCUCCAGACCCAGUAGAUGAACCAAUGGAAAGUGGAGGCGAACCGGAUCCUUUCAUGUCUCUGUUCGACGAGAGCUCGAACAGUAGCCCACCGCGAUGCUCGAUUGUUGUCGAUACGAUUCCCAACGACGACGAUCUCUUCCCGGGACACAUCUGA
This is a messenger RNA of Caenorhabditis briggsae, 918 nucleotides long. It is a transcript of the gene Cbr-hpl-2, whose product is annotated as Protein CBR-HPL-2. Gene Ontology annotation, biological process: regulation of gene expression; chromosome attachment to the nuclear envelope. Gene Ontology annotation, cellular component: nuclear inner membrane; condensed chromosome; nucleus. Lineage: Eukaryota; Metazoa; Nematoda; Chromadorea; Rhabditida; Rhabditidae. The transcript has 7 exons. The coding region runs from base 1 to 918 and encodes 305 amino acids. Gene Ontology annotation, molecular function: chromatin binding. The record is from RefSeq and is a predicted model, not a curated record.